Balaenoptera musculus (blue whale) is the source of this 2320-nucleotide messenger RNA. RefSeq names its product short-chain dehydrogenase/reductase family 16C member 6-like. Gene Ontology annotation, cellular component: lipid droplet. Lineage: Eukaryota; Metazoa; Chordata; Mammalia; Artiodactyla; Balaenopteridae. Gene Ontology annotation, molecular function: oxidoreductase activity, acting on the CH-OH group of donors, NAD or NADP as acceptor. The record is from RefSeq and is a predicted model, not a curated record.
UCUAAUGGUAAAAGCCUGGACUGCAUGCAGGAGACCUCUGUCCCCGAUCCUGAUGUUCCCUAUUUUAUCAGCUGGCUAUGUGACCUUGAAUAAAUCCACUCAAUCAUUUUAGUCUCAGGUCUUCACAAUAAACCAGUAAUAACUGUACCUGGUUUGACUCUCUCAGAGGGAUAUUACAAAUAUCAUGUGAAAACAUAAAAAGACUUUAUUUGUAUUACAAUAAAUAUUAUUUCUACGUUAUUGAACAACUUCUUAACGAAAAGCAAAUUUCUAUUAGAUAUGAGAUCAUGAAUCGAGUUCAUGUAAUAGAAAACUGACCAGACUAAGAAUCCAAAGUCUUGGUGUACAAGUCACAUAAUAUUGGGCAAGUCGAUACUCAAAGAUCUUAUGUCCUUCACUAUGAAGCUCUCCUAGUAACAUGCGAUCUACCUGUAGGUCAAAUUAGAUUACCUGUAAGAAAGCACCCUGUAAGUUGGAAAGAUUCUUGUUAACAUAAAAUAUUUUCAUACUCAUUAUUUAUGUAAUUUAAGCAUUCAAAGAUGGUAGCAGUUGUUGCUGAAAUUUGUAUUUUGAAGAACUGAUGUCUCAAAGGUAAGUUCCCUUGGACUAAGUGCUUUACGUGUUUUGCAAUUGUUGUGAUAAUGUCAUGAAUUUAUCAGUUACCUCUUUCCUAAUUAAGACAUUCCUUUCUUCAGUGAAUCAACAUGAAGACGAUUUUGGACACCUCCAUAUUUUGGGGAAAAUUUCUAUAUUAUUUUUUAGAAUCUUUAGUUUACAGGAUAAUUCCCAAGAAAAAGAAUGUUGCUGGAGAGAUUGUCCUUAUAACAGGCGCUGGAAGUGGACUUGGGAGGUUAUUGGCCAUAACAUUUGCCAGCCUUGGAGCCAUUUUAGUUCUAUGGGACAUUAACGAAGAAGGCAACAUGGAAACGUGUCGAAUGAUCAAAGAAAAGGGUGAUGUGAAAGUAUUUGCCUACACAUGUAACCGUGGCAACAGGCAAGACGUCUACAGAGUUGCUGAUCAGGUUAGAAGGGAAGUGGGCGAUGUGAACAGCCUUGUUAACAAUGCGGGGUUCCUGACAGGAAACCUGUUUCUCAAUACUCCAGAUCACAUGGUGGAAAGAUCGUUUCUUGUAAAUGCCCUGUCUCACUUCUGGACUUGUAAGGCCUUCUUUCCUGCCAUGCUUAAAGCUAACCAUGGUCACUUAGGUGUUUCAAGUAUAGCAGGAGUAGUUGGUAUCAAUGGACUAUCGGAUUAUUGUGCAAGCAAAUUUGUAGCUUUUGGCUUUGCAGAAUCUCUCUACCUUGAAUUAAGACUACUACAAAAAAGUAACGUUAAAGCCACCAUUGUUUGCCCAUAUUUUGUCAACACUGGAAUGUUUGACGGCUGUACAACCAAGGAUCUACUUCUGCUGCCUAUACUGGAGCACGAGAAUGUUGCCCAAAAAGUUUUAAAUGCUAUUUUAGAGGAACAGGUUUACUUGAUAAUGCCCACAUUUUUGCGUGUUGUGUUGUUCCUUAAACAAAUAAUAUCUCCAGACAUGAUGAUCACCCUUGCCGACAUUGGAAUGGACACUUCCGUGGCUUCCUUGACAGGUCAAGAGAAAGUAGGUGAAGUUCAGACUGAAAAUGAGAGGAAACACCUAUAGCUGAAGCCUCAAAUGUGGUAAUAAAACCAAGUGUUGUGAGGACAGACCAUUUGGAGCUCUUCCUCACGCUUAGAGCAGUACAGUCUACCAAGGAUUACUGAGGCUUUCAGAAGGGCUAGCCUAAUUCCCAGGACAUGGUUUGCGCACUGAUAAUUUCCCUAGGCAUUCAAAUUAUAUAUUUGACAGUUUUUCCUGUCACUUUUUAGUCUGGUAAAUAAGGACAUUGCAGCCAUUCCAAUGAACUCGGAGAAUAUAAUGUAUUAAUAAAAACAUAGUAAUGCAAAUUGACACUAAUUUAAUUUUUAAAUAGACAGUAUAUGAUACUUCUAGAAAAGGAGUACUUAUAAAUAAUGACCUUGUAAAUCAGGGUUUUAGGCUGAUAAUUUUUCAACAUCAGAUGUAAAGAAACAUUUUAGUUUUGCAAUUAAGAAAAAUAACACUUUUCUGUUUGCCUAUUAAUUCCUAAUGGAGUUGGAUGACCACAUCAAGGUCCUUAGGGAGAUUGAAUCUGCUUAUUCGAUAAAAUAAGUCCACAACUAAUCAUGUUCGUUUGCAUCUGAACAUGCUAAAAAUUCCUAACUUCUUUAUUCCAUAAGAAAAAAAGUACACAUUAGACUAUGUACUGCUGGUUUGAGGAGGAGACUUAUUUUCAUAAUUCCGUCAAUAAAGUAGCC